This is a messenger RNA of Staurois parvus, 759 nucleotides long. The record is from the annotation of a GenBank genome assembly. Lineage: Eukaryota; Metazoa; Chordata; Amphibia; Anura; Ranidae.
GAAAAUGCACUGCUGGUCCGGGAAGUUGAAGUAGACAAAGUAAACACUCUGGAAAGGAAACAAGUAGAAGCAAUAAAGAAGCUCUGGGAAGACUCUGGCAUCCAGGAGUGCUACGACAGAAGGAGAGAGUACCAACUGUCUGACUCUGCUAAAUACUACCUUAGCGACAUAGAUCGCAUUGCUGUACCUUCUUUUGUACCCACCCAACAAGAUGUCCUUCGAGUCAGAGUGCCCACUACUGGAAUCAUCGAGUAUCCCUUUGAUUUAGAAAAUAUUAUUUUCAGGAUGGUGGAUGUUGGUGGCCAGAGAUCCGAAAGAAGAAAGUGGAUUCACUGUUUUGAAAAUGUCACUUCUAUAAUUUUUCUGGUGGCGCUGAGUGAAUAUGAUCAGGUUCUUGCAGAAUGUGACAACGAGAAUCGAAUGGAAGAAAGCAAAGCUCUGUUCAGGACCAUCAUAACUUACCCCUGGUUUCUGAAUUCUUCUGUCAUCCUGUUCUUGAAUAAGAAGGAUCUUUUAGAGGAAAAAAUCCAGUUCUCUCACUUAAUUGACUACUUCCCAGAGUUCACUGGUCCUAAACAAGAUGCCAAAGCAGCUCGGGAUUUCAUCCUCAAACUCUACCAAGACCAGAACCCUGACAAAGAGAAGGUCAUCUAUUCUCACUUCACCUGCGCUACCGACACUGAGAAUAUUCGGUUUGUCUUCGCUGCUGUUAAAGACACUAUCCUACAACUAAACCUUAGGGAGUUCAAUCUAGUGUAA